CCGUGAAUUCGACUGGCACAUAAAACUGUCUGCGGGCUCGACGCGCAUAUAAGCGUGUAUACAGCUCUCUUCCAGCGUGCGGUUUGUACUGAAACUAUCCGCUCCCUUAGUGGACGUCUAAUAUUGGCUCUCAAUACAAGUUUACGCUUUUGCGCCCAAACCAGGUGGACCCAUGUAUCUGUUUGCAUCUCUCUGAAGUUGGAUAAGAGAUGACGGGUUCAUAGCGGACGCAUAAGGUGGCCUGAAUCGCGACCAAAUAAGGAAUAACAAUUGAAGACAACAUCCGAAGUUGGCAUGAAGCCGCGCGCUUUGUAACACAAUCAAUCUAAUGAGGUUUUAUGUCCAGGAUUAUUGCUCAAAUACUAUACAAUAUUUCCUGUAAUAAUUAUAUAUUUUAUUUCACGAUGAACUCCAGAAGCGCGCCGUUUUGUUCAGCUGGUUGGGAGUCAAUGGUGCUGUCCAGCGUCCUGCUUUUUCACGUCAUUCUGUAUGCUAAUGGCAGUUCAUUCAUCUCAAAUUCUACCCUCACUAACUCCUCUAACUUAAUAGGGGUGGGGCUUAAGUCUGCACUUCCUGGUGUGGCCACACCCAUUGCCCUAGCUCAAGUUCACUCUCAGAAACUGCAAGCCGGGGAGGAGUCUGGUAGUGUUGAAGAAAGUGGGACCUCAGCCAGUGCUACCACUGACAUCAGUGCUGUUUCUGCUGAGCGAGAACACCCGAUAGAUCUGACACUAGGUGGCAUGGCUGCCAGACUGCCAACUCUGGCUGAAACCUGGGCACAUGGCCUGCCCCAGCUAGACUUCAAUGAGGAGGUCAUUGGGGACAGCGCCCCACGUUGGAAGAGCGAGAGACUACAAGCAGACGGGACAUUGUUAAAUCUUGACAAAACGCAUCCAGUUACACAUCCUCUUCGUUAUGAGUCCACCCAUUCCCAAUCGGAAGAUAUUAUCACAGUGAAGUUUUACAAUCCUCCUCCCCAUUAUAUCGUCCCUGAUACUCCUGCUCGGGCUCAGAAGCUCCAGGGAGGAGAUCCAACAUCAUGGACACUUUCUAACUUUUAUGAUUAUUUGUCACCUGACUAUUCCCCUACCGAAGUUUACCCAGACGAGAGUGAACCAACAUCCCCUGACAUGCAAGAUGAAAAUGUUCGUCUUGUUGCUGGCACAGUGCCCUCUAACACUAAAACUUUUGCCUCUGAUGACGGUGCGUCAGGAGGUUAUGACCCUGCAGGAGCAAAGGAUCUGGCAGACAACUCAGGUUGUCUUCUUGGAUUUGUGCGUAGCAAUGGCACAUGUGUCUCGCCAUGUGAAAUCUACACCAGUUACUGCUUCAAUGGAGGACAGUGUUAUGUGGUUGACAGUAUUGGUGCUUUCUGUCGGUGUAAUGUCCAGGAUUAUAUCUGGAACAAGGGUUCCAGGUGUGAAUCUGUCAUUUCCGACUUCCAGGUGAUGUGUAUAGCAGUGGGUGGAGCCACAAUCAUGUUGCUGCUCCUCUUUAUGGUUAUCGUCUUUUUCUCCAAGAGGCUGCACCUGCUUAAGACUGAAAACAGACGACUUCGCAAGCGCAGUAAGUACCGGCCACAGUCGGAGCAACACAUCGAUAACUUCUCACUAUCCACUGUCGCAGAGGGAUCUCAGGCAAAUGAUGACACUACCAAGGAGGAGCCAGUCAAAUCUCCCCCUAAAGAGGACGAGUCUCCGAACAUCCAGAACUCACUCACACCAAAACUUGAAAACAACAAGGCUGCCAGUGAAAACAAUGCAGAGGAGGGUGGUGUGACCAUCGACUUAGAGUUGCUCCUCCCCAAAGAGGCAAAAAUGCACCCUGAGACAAGCCCCCCACUGCACUACAAUGUCUUCCUCUACAAGCUUCCCAAGUCCCCCAAAAAGUCCCCUGUGCUGCACCGGCCUCCUGGCAAAUCUCGACAGGGACGGCCUCUGUCCCAGCUCUGCCCCAGACGCAGCUCCGAGCCCGGCUACAGCCCUAUUAGCACACGCUCCCUACCGGGAGUGCUCUCCGGGUCAUCCAGCCCUCGCCUGGGCAUGGCCUACACACCUUAAAAUAGUUAAAGCCUUUAACAAUGAGAUGAAAAUGAUGAACCUGAAAUGACAAAUUACACAUUCAUGUAUGUGACUUGACCGUGACAAUUUUAGAGACAAUGCGAUUGCUGGUGAAACAUGAAUUGAGGGUCUUUUGGUUAAAGAGAAAACACCAAUAAUGUAUCACAAGCUAAUGAGCAUCUGUACUGUACAGACAUGAUUUGGGACACAAUUUACAAGCAUUGGCCUUGACUCAUGUAUGGCCAAAACAAAAUAGCACAGCAGCAUGAUAAAGAAGGUUAAAGCUGAUGUGUGUGAUUUUUUAAUGUUAAAAUUCUAAGUAAGCCAUUUGUUGGUUGUUUUCACCGAAAAGUGUAAAACUGUAGCUCUGUGAUGCUAUUAAAUCAUUCCUCUGGUUGAGCGGCCGUCCAUUCCAACAGCAACAUUGGCUCAACCAAUGGUGUGUGUUUUGGGUGGGACUAUCUGUUUGUACAACCAAUGGAAGAUGGGGGAAUUUUUCUGGAAUCUGUUUCAAAUCAGCAAUUCCUUUUGAAAUUCCAUUUGGUGACGCUCAUGGUGCAGAAAGUACACACUUCAGCUUUAAAGCAGAUCAUGAAUGAAAAGAUGAUUAGCAGGAUUACCCAACAUAAAUCUAACGAAUUAUAAAGGGAAAAAUAAUAAAUGAAAGCACUAUUAUUUGGCAUUACACAAAUGUGGAUAUGAGUUAUGAUGCCAUGUUUCAUGUCGUAUUUUGUCAAACAGCACACAGUCAUAUUGCACACACACAUGCAUUCACAGAAAAGAUGGAACCUGUAAACAUUCAGGGCAAACAAUCAACUUGAUAACUAUUAUACUUAAGGUAAUUUUUGUGUUUCAAUGUUAGACUAAUACUUAAACUAAGAAUAAAGAGUUUUAGAAUUGUUCAAAUUGAUGCCAUUAUUGCUGGUUAUUUGGACACAAAAAAAGUGACUUAAACGUUGUCUGGAAAGACAAACAUUGUAAGUAGAAGUUGCUAUUUGCCCCAGUCUUGAAGGACGUACUUCUGUACAAUUCCAUACAGUAUGUAUCAAAAAAACAACACAAAUUCAGCCAAAUUGCUCUAACUUACACAUUUAACUACUCAGUUCUUGUACACGCAAUGUAUAUGUGCUACUAUAAGUUUAGAGUAUGCUGGUAAUCUAAACUAAUACCAUGUUCUCUAAGCAAUUUCACAUCACUAAGAGUGUGCUAUUCUGCUCAGGCCAAAACCAUCUAACAAAGAAAAACUGGGUCAGCUACUCUCCCAGAGCUCACUCUGUCAAAGCAAGUCAAAAGCAGCGACGGUGUGCACAGACUGCAGAAAUAAGACGUAGUGACUUAGAGGAGAGAAGGGCUCUUGAGCUUGCAACUAAGAUAAAACGAUUUCUGACUAGCAAUAAACACACUGCAACUAUGCACACAUGCAUUUGAAUAUGUAUGCAUGCAUUAUGUUUGCUAUUUUCAUGUUUACUUGCAACACAUCGAUACUGUGUUCAGUACUAGAUUUUAACUUUGAAACCUCUUAUCCAAAUCCUCCUCCCUCUGCCCUCUUUAUUAAUACAGUAUAGGACAAUUCCAGAUCUGUUGUGUUUGGAAAAAAGUUUUCAUUUACUUGAAUCAUGUCUGUAUCUCCGUCACUUUGACCUGUCAAACAUUACAGCAUUCCUUUUAAAUUUUUUGGAGAGGAUGGAUGUGCGUAUAAAAAUUCUGUGGCUUUUUGGUAAAUGGAGCCAAUGAACAAAGCAUGUUGAUU
Molecule: messenger RNA, 3810 nt
Organism: Myxocyprinus asiaticus (Chinese sucker)
Lineage: Eukaryota; Metazoa; Chordata; Actinopteri; Cypriniformes; Catostomidae
Product: chondroitin sulfate proteoglycan 5-like
Exons: 6
Coding region: 339-2060 (573 amino acids)
Biological process (GO): nervous system development
Source: RefSeq, a predicted model, not a curated record